AUGCUACUCGGCACCCAACGGCGCGGCCCGCCCCAUGCUGCGCGUGGGCGGUGUCGCCUUAGCGGAGGGCCGCCCACCGCUACUUUUGGGAGUUUUUAUCCACCCAUUGCGUGGGGGUGGCUUCCAGGCGUGGAAACUAUCACCGCUGCAACGGCACGGCUGGGGAAGACGCAAGCGAUGCCUACGACAAGGUGGAAGCGUAAAUGCGAGACGCUUUGCUUCCUGCAAAGGGCCUUCGUUGAGUUCAAGCCCCUGUGCGAGGCAGCUUUGCCGUCGAAUUUGACAUGGCUAGAAGGGUUCCAAAUUUUCGCCGCCAGCGCCAUUGCAGGCACUUCAGUUAGGAUCUUUUGGGGGGGCGUUAGAGAGGAGGCUUGCCUUUUCUUGCUUGAGGGCGUUUUGCCGAUGCGCGGCAACCGAUGCUAUCUGCGGGCACGCGCCAAUGGAGGGGAGUUGGGGCGCCACGCUCGGGUACUUUUCCCGCCCACCCGCCCCAUACGCUUGGUCCUCCUUCUGGCGGCGGAUGGGCGCACGAGCAUCAGUGGCUUGACGUUGUCCAUGCUGCUGCGUCCCUUAACUUAA
This is a messenger RNA of Trypanosoma rangeli, 579 nucleotides long. RefSeq lists its product as uncharacterized. The coding region runs from base 1 to 579 and encodes 192 amino acids. The transcript has a single exon. NCBI's taxonomy places the organism in Eukaryota, Euglenozoa, Kinetoplastea, Trypanosomatida, Trypanosomatidae. The record is from RefSeq and is a predicted model, not a curated record.